Messenger RNA from Oncorhynchus nerka (sockeye salmon), 1889 nucleotides. RefSeq names its product CMP-N-acetylneuraminate-beta-galactosamide-alpha-2,3-sialyltransferase 4-like. Gene Ontology annotation, molecular function: sialyltransferase activity. Lineage: Eukaryota; Metazoa; Chordata; Actinopteri; Salmoniformes; Salmonidae. Bases 338 to 1357 code for a protein of 339 amino acids. The record is from RefSeq and is a predicted model, not a curated record. Gene Ontology annotation, biological process: glycolipid biosynthetic process. The transcript is spliced from 11 exons.
ACUACAUUCCAAUGGAUCGUUCACUCUGCCCGCGGAGUUAGCAGCCCGUUAGAUUACAGCCAACAUAUUAUGAAUUUGAUAUGAAAAAGUAUUUGCUUCUUAAAUGUGGUAUGUGUCCAUGUUUUCAAGUCGUGUAGACAUUAUCAUUGAAACGGAAACCACGGCGCCUCCCACUUGGCGCAUAAAAACGCCUAUUUCUUGCAUCUCAGAGAUAGAGUUUAACGUUACUAACGUCCGUUUACAUGCCUAUGCUAUUCUGCUUCGGAUUGCCACAUUUGUUAACUACAUUGCUGGGUAACAUCAUGCGCAGGACUGAGAUGAGAGAGCGACGGAGCAUAUGAAGAUGUCCCUAAAGACUGCUAAAACAUGGUGCUUUAGACUGAUCGCUAUUGUUCUGUUCUUCGUCUCCUACUACUGCUCCCAUGUCUUCCUCCAGAGCUAUGGAGGCACCAGCAAGUCUCCUCCAACUCCGAGCAAGUCACUGUGUGGUGGCUGGCUAAAGCAGAAGUGGGAGAGCCUCAAUUUUAACAUUAGCAGACAAACACAGCUCUUCUUCAAACUGGAUGAUUUCUUCUGGCGACAUAAUCAGUCCACUCUUGCAUUACCCUACGGUAUUAAAGGCAGUGAGUUGCUGCUGCUGAAGGUUUUAGCCAUUAUUGCCAAUUACAAAAUGCCGGCCAGCAUUGAUAGUCUAGACUGCAGAACGUGUGCAGUCAUAGGAAAUGGGUUUGCCAUUAAAAACAGCUCCUUGGGCGGCAUCAUCAACGAGUACGACGUGGUGAUCCGGCUAAAUGACGCCCCCGUCAGAGGUUAUGAGGACGACGUGGGGAACAAGACCACUAUGCGUCUCUUCUACCCUGAGUCGGCCUCCUACAACCCCAGCAUGCACAAUGACCCCGACACCCUCAUGGUCCUAGUGCCUUUCAAACAGCAGGACCUCCGCUGGCUCAAGGAGAUCCUGUACGACGAGAAGAGGGUGAGGAAGGGUUUCUGGAAGCCCCCUCCACAGAUCUGGCUAGGCAGUACCAGUCGCAUCCGGGUACUGGACCCUCACUUCCUGCAUGGGACGGCCAGCAGUCUGCUACAAAUCCCCCUUCACCCAAAGAGAAAACAGAAACCAGUACACCCCACCACAGGGAUCCUAGCCGUGUUUGUGGCACUCAACUACUGUGACGUGGUGCACAUAGCUGGGUUUGGAUAUCCAGCAUCCAAAAACCAGAAGUAUCCUAUACACUACUAUGGAUAUGACACUAUGAAAUCCAUGAAGGUGAGUGUACAUGGGAUUUUACUCAACUCCCAUGUCAGGGAUGAACACUAUGAAAUCCAUGAAGGAUUCCUACCACGACCUUACCCAUGAAGCAGAAGCCUUAAAACAACUAGAGGAUUCGGGGGCUAUCAUGUACUUACACCCUCACUCCUGACACACAUACUGUACACACAUGGGCACGGUCCAGAAACAGCCCCUAUCCCUAACCUCCUAGGAACUUAAUCAAAAUCUGAAAGGAGUUUUUACUGCACUGCUAAUACCUAUACAUUUUCCUUUAGAUCUACACACAAGCCUAGGUGGUAGAGGCUAGCGGGUGUUUUUGGACUGGGUUACACGCAGAUGCCAGUUGUGAACUUGAAUCCCCUCUGCUGGCAAUAUGGUCCAUACAGUCCAAACAUCAUAAUCACACAUUGUGCCAGUCUUAAUUCACCUCACUCUUAUUGAAAAUAAAUACGUAUUUUCAGAAAAAUAUAUAUAUUUAAAAAUAAUAAUAAUUCUUCUGAGUUCUGAUUUUUUUAAAUUAAUUUUUUUAUUAACUUUUUAAAAAUUGUCUCUUAAAUGUUACCACUGGAUAUUUUAUUGUAUGUAAUUCAUUUUUAUUAAAAUUAAAUCUAAAUGGAAA